GCUCUUCGUGGGCGGCCUGGACUGGAGCACAACGCAAGAGACGCUACGCAGCUACUUUUCCCAAUAUGGAGAAGUUGUAGACUGUGUUAUCAUGAAAGAUAAAACCACCAACCAGUCUCGAGGUUUUGGGUUUGUCAAAUUUAAAGACCCAAACUGUGUGGGGACGGUGCUGGCCAGCAGACCACACACCCUGGAUGGCCGGAACAUUGACCCAAAGCCGUGCACGCCCCGGGGGAUGCAGCCGGAGAGGACACGGCCCAAGGAAGGCUGGCAGAAAGGACCCAGGAGCGAUAACAGUAAAUCAAAUAAAAUAUUUGUUGGCGGAAUUCCUCACAACUGUGGUGAGACAGAGCUCAGGGAGUACUUCAAGAAAUUUGGAGUGGUGACGGAAGUUGUGAUGAUCUACGACGCUGAGAAGCAGAGGCCUCGAGGUUUUGGAUUUAUUACUUUCGAGGACGAACAAUCAGUGGACCAGGCUGUCAACAUGCAUUUUCACGACAUCAUGGGCAAAAAAGUGGAAGUGAAGCGGGCAGAGCCUCGCGACAGCAAGAGCCAGGCACCCGGCCAGCCGGGGGCCAGCCAGUGGGGCAGCAGGAUCGUGCCCAACGCCGCCAACGGCUGGGCCGGCCAGCCCCCGCCCACGUGGCAGCAAGGAUACGGCCCGCAAGGAAUGUGGGUGCCAGCGGGACAGGCGAUCGGUGGCUACGGACCGCCCCCCGCGGGGAGGGGAGCCCCACCACCACCCCCGCCAUUCACCUCCUACAUCGUGUCCACGCCGCCUGGGGGGUUCCCCCCACCGCAGGGCUUCCCACAGGGCUAUGGCGCUCCUCCUCAGUUCAGCUUUGGCUACGGGCCCCCGCCUCCGCCGCCUGACCAGUUUGCACCUCCAGGGGUUCCUCCUCCACCGGCCACUCCAGGGGCAGCGCCAUUGGCCUUCCCUCCACCUCCGUCUCAGGCCGCCCCAGACAUGAGCAAACCCCCAACGGCACAGCCCGACUUCCCCUAUAGUCAGUAUGCAGGUUACGGACAGGACUUGAGUGGCUUCGGACAGGGUUUCUCGGACCCCAGCCAGCAGCCCCCCUCCUACGGAGGACCCUCGGUGCCGGGGUCAGGGGGCCCCCCUGCCAGCGGAAGUGGCUUUGGCCGAGGUCAGAACCACAACGUGCAGGGAUUCCACCCUUACCGACGCUAGCUGGCCCGCUGCGCAGCCGAGACCGACCGACGGCUCCAGGCUUGUGACCUCGUGACAAUCACACCUGACAGGGGCGGGCGGGGUGGGCAGCAGGCUUCUGGAGGCCAGGCGCUGUGGGUGUUUGGACUGAAGUUUUUAACUCUAUUUCUUUCUCUAACCCAUCAGCACAAUAAAAAAAAAGUCACUGGUUCAAACAACAGGGUUUUAAAAAAUUGUCUUCAGCUUUAAUUCAAAACUUCAGGUUUCUUUUUUUUCUUUUUUUUUUUUUUGAAAUUAUUUUCCUGAGCCUUUUGUGUUACCAUAUAUUGUAAACUUUUAUGUUGAAAGAAAAAAAUAUACAUUUACAAAUUGUGAGAUUUUUAAGAGAACUUUUCUACGCUGUACCUGGCUUAUUUUUUAAUUUAAAGCAGGGUUUCCGUCAGCGCUGACGGACACGAGGCUGUUCGUCUCACUCUCUUGCUCUGGCUUCGGGGCUUGGGACUCGUUGGUCCAGAGACUCUGGGAGCUUCAAGAAGUCUACUGAGUGUUUUGUUUUUGUUUAUUCCUUGCUUUUGUCGACCAACUGACUGGCAGUGUCUGCAGGCGCCCAGGGUUGGCUCGGGCUGCCCAGCCACAUACCCAGCCCAGCCCAGUCUGGACCCCGGUGGCGUGAGGCCUUGUCAGAUGGAAGCUGACCUCCUUGGGCGCGUGGUCUCAGUGUGUUUGCCGCUGACCAGUCUGACCCUGGUUUGAAUAAAGAGAAGUGCAUUUGGAUUAGAAA
This is a messenger RNA of Trichechus manatus latirostris (Florida manatee), 1952 nucleotides long. RefSeq names its product DAZ associated protein 1 (gene DAZAP1). The transcript has 11 exons. Gene Ontology annotation, cellular component: cytoplasm. Gene Ontology annotation, molecular function: mRNA binding. Bases 92 to 1192 code for a protein of 366 amino acids. Gene Ontology annotation, biological process: regulation of translation; central nervous system development. The record is from RefSeq and is a predicted model, not a curated record. NCBI's taxonomy places the organism in Eukaryota, Metazoa, Chordata, Mammalia, Sirenia, Trichechidae.